CGGGGCAGCGGAACGCAGCGGAGGGACGGACAAGGUUUCCCAAAACUAAUAAAACAGCCUGCCAAACGGUGGAAUUUCGACCCCUUUUCUCUGAAAUAAAAGAAUUGUUUGGAUAUACCGUUUUGAAAGGAAUAAGUUCUUCUCGUCGUGUAAAGUGGGGUGUCCACAGUGGGUCCCCAUGCCCUCUCCUGUUAUUCCUGCUCGGCCUGCUGAGCCCACGGUCGGGCCUCCUCUGGGCUGCAGCUGAAGCGGGACAGCAGGGACUGGACGGUGGUUUCGGAGCCCGCGGCGGCGGAGGUGGGUCGUCACAGGGCCCAGGACCCCCCCCCCUACAGCAGGCGGACAAAAGGCCUGCUCUGUCCUCUGCCACAGGAAAAUGAACAGACUGAGCUUCCAUAAUAACAAAACAAUGCAGGACCGCCGCUGCGUCUGUGUCUUUUUGCCCAAUGAUGACACUCUUAAUAUUAUCGUCAAUGUGAAGACUUUGUGCCAGGAACUGUUGGUCCAGGUCUGCGACCUUCUCCGGCUGAAGGACUGUCAUCUCUUUGGGCUCAGCGUCAUUCAGAAUAAUGAACACAUCUAUAUGGCGUUGGAUCAGAAGCUGUCCAAAUACUGCCCUAAGGAGUGGAAGAGAGAAGCAAGCAAGGGUAUUGACCAGUUCGGGCCUCCAAUGAUCAUUCACUUCAGAGCUCAGUAUUAUGUGGAAAAUGGGAGAUUGAUCAGCGACCGCGUAGCCAGGUACUACUACUACUGGCACCUGAGGAAACAGGUGCUGCUCUCCCAGUGCAUCCAAAGAGAGGAGGCCUACUUCCUCCUGGCAGCCUUCGCGCUCCAGGCCGACCUCGGGAAUUUUAAACGCAACAAGCACUUUGGGAAGUACUUUGAACCUGAAGCCUACUUCCCCCAAUGGGUGAUAGCCAAGCGUGGCAGGGAAUACAUCCUGAGGCAUAUUCCUAACAUGCACAAAGACCAGUUUGCACUCACAGCUUCAGAGGCGCACCUCAAGUACAUUAAAGAGUGCGCUCAGCUAGACGAUGUCACGGUGCACUACUACAGGCUGUACAAGGAUAAAAAAGAAGUUGAAGCGUCUCUGACGUUGGGCCUCACUCUACGUGGGAUCCAGAUAUUUCAGAACGUCGGCUCUGUGAGGCAGCUGCUAUACGACUUCCCCUGGACCAAUGUGGGCAAACUGGUUUUUGUGGGAAAAAAGUUUGAAAAUUUUUAUGGUAGCAAACAUAUUUACAAAAAAUAUCUUAAAAAUGUCUGUGUUGAUCCUUCUUCAGAGAAGAAGCAGUACCGGGAGUCGUACAUCAGCGAUGCUUUGGAGCUGGACAUGGAGCAGCUGGACAAGCGAUCCAGAGCCAGCGGCAGCAGUGCGGGCAGCAUGUCCCACCACAAUCGUCUGUCACGCCACUCCACAACCAGCCACGGAAGCUCACACACAUCCGGUAUUGAAACAGAUAGCUUCAGGGCCCCCGGCCAGGCUCCUCACAGACCUCUACGGACCUGCAGCUCAUCAACCACCAGCCAUGAAAGCUCCCACACCUCCGGCAUUGAAAGC
Messenger RNA from Cyprinodon variegatus (sheepshead minnow), 1561 nucleotides. It is a transcript of the gene frmd6, whose product is annotated as FERM domain containing 6. The annotation marks the transcript as partial. Lineage: Eukaryota; Metazoa; Chordata; Actinopteri; Cyprinodontiformes; Cyprinodontidae. The transcript is spliced from 12 exons. Gene Ontology annotation, biological process: positive regulation of hippo signaling. Gene Ontology annotation, cellular component: cytoskeleton; cytoplasmic side of apical plasma membrane. The record is from RefSeq and is a predicted model, not a curated record.